Messenger RNA from Geodia barretti, 690 nucleotides. The record is from the annotation of a GenBank genome assembly. Lineage: Eukaryota; Metazoa; Porifera; Demospongiae; Tetractinellida; Geodiidae.
GGGAAGAAGAAGGAUUUUUCAUGCAGUGAUCGGAAGUUUGCUUGUAACAUUGGACUCACAUUUAAAACUCCAGAAGAGUUCUUUCUGGGAUAUCCAAUGUGCUCAAAAUAUUCAUUUGGUGAGUUUGACCCCCGUAAGAAUGCCAUUUCUGCCUAUAAUCCUAUGGUAGAGCCUGCUGAUGCCUCAUUCAUAAUUGACGGACCUGAAGUAGUGGUUUUUGUUGGUUUUCCUGCGUCUGGAAAAACAACAUUUUAUGAAAAAAUCAUGAAACCUAAUGGCUAUAUUCAUGUAAGCAGAGAUAUUCUAGGGUCCUGGCAAAAGUGUGUUAACAUUUGUAAACACGUAGAGUCUCGAAGACGUUACAUAUGCUGUGCUCAAGACCUUGAAGUUCCUGUAAGAUGCUUCCAUUUUUUGACUACAAUGGCUGAAGCAAAACAUAACAACAGAUUUCGUGAAUUGACAACUGAGAGGGAUUUUGCAAAAGUGACCGAUAUAGCCUAUAACACUUUCAAGUCAAGGUUUGUCCCACCACAAGAAACAGAAGGAUUCAAAGAAGUUCUUAGAAUAACCCUUAAUGCAUCUGUCAAGGAUGAAUAUGCAAACUUGUACAUUCAGUUUUUACUAUGAGUUGGGACUAUCAUGCCUCAUAAUCAUUAUUGUGUUAUGUUGAUUAAUUCGGCAUUAUUUUAG